AUGAAGGAUCAUAACCACAACCCUUCAAAGUUCUUCCCUAAGCUAAUCAAUGUCCAAGUCCACCUCCUCAAUCUUCUCUCUUGUUUCCUCAUCUUUGGGGGUGGUUUACUCCUCGGAAUCGUACUUGCCUCUUCUUAUCUCAAGGACUCUUCCUUUAUCUUACAAAUAGCCCAACUAUCAAUCUCAUCAUCAUCAUCAUCAUCAUCAUCUCCGUCCAAUAAUGCCGAUAUUACACAUGAGCUAUAUAGUCCAAAUGACAGUGUCACAAUGUCUAACAUGACCGAAGUUCAUGUUGGAGCGUUCGAGGAAUUUCUAAAACCUCCAAAGGUUUGGCACGACAUGGACGAUGAGGAAUUGUUCUGGAGAGCUUCCAUGGCCCCUCGGAUAUCAGAGUAUCCAUUCCACCGAGUUCCAAAAGUUGCGUUCAUGUUCUUGACAAAGGGACCAAUUCAUUUGGCCCCAUUGUGGGAGAAGUUCUUCCAAGGGCAUCAAGGCUUGUACUCAAUCUAUAUCCACUCAGAUCCGUCUUACAAUGAAUCCUCUCACACGGAAAGCCCCAUUUUUCAUGGCAGAAGAAUCCCAAGUCAGAGAGUAGAAUGGGGACAUGUGAACUUGAUUGAAGCCGAGAGCCGCCUAAUCGCGAAUGCACUUCUGGACAUUUCAAACCAACGUUUUGUUCUGCUUUCAGAAGCAUGCAUACCCCUCUUCAAUUUCUCCACGGUCUACUCUUACCUCAUGAACACCAACCAGACUUUUGUACAGGUCUAUGAUGAUCCAAGCGCAGUUGGGCGUGGCCGAUAUAGUGAAAGCUACUACCCUCAAAUCACAUUGGAUCAGUGGAGGAAAGGGUCGCAGUGGGUUGAAAUGGAUAGAGACCUUGCGAUUGAAGUUGUUUCAGAUCAAAAAUACUACACAACUCUCCAAAAACUCUGCGUAGGCUAUUGCUUUGCAGAUGAGCAUUACUUGCCAACAUUUAUGAACAUAAGAUUUCCGGAAAAGAAUUCAAAUAGGAGUGUGACCUGGGUGGAUUGGACUAGAGGCGGACCUCAUCCUGUCGAGUAUGCAAGCACAGAUGUCACGGUUGAGCUUCUAAACAUUCUGAGGACUAGCACCUGGUGUGAAUACAAUGGAAGGGGCACAAAUGUUUGUUUCUUGUUCGCGCGGAAGUUUGCGCCAAAUUCUUUGGAUAACCUACUGAGGAUUGCACCACAGGUAAUGCAAUUCGACACAGACAUAAGGAGUACUAGUUAG
Molecule: messenger RNA, 1251 nt
Organism: Argentina anserina (silverweed cinquefoil)
Lineage: Eukaryota; Viridiplantae; Streptophyta; Magnoliopsida; Rosales; Rosaceae
Product: glycosyltransferase BC10-like
Exons: 2
Coding region: 1-1251 (416 amino acids)
Cellular component (GO): membrane
Molecular function (GO): glycosyltransferase activity
Source: RefSeq, a predicted model, not a curated record